Molecule: messenger RNA, 2341 nt
Organism: Aedes albopictus (Asian tiger mosquito)
Lineage: Eukaryota; Metazoa; Arthropoda; Insecta; Diptera; Culicidae
Exons: 3
Coding region: 451-1854 (467 amino acids)
Source: RefSeq, a predicted model, not a curated record
GCGUGCUCGCGACGCUCGGUGCAUGAGCGAGAAACGAAUAUAAACAAAUCACAGGUUGUAGAGCGGAGAAAUGUGCUCAUGCGUAGCUCCGAGCUCUAGGGAUUCUCUUUUGCAUUGUCUUUCAAAUUUUCGAACACUUAUUUCAGUGUAUAUCGAGAUCUUGCCGCACGUUGAACGCUUUCGCCAGAUGGAGUGCUGUGAAGUGUAGUGAUAUUACGGUUGUGUUUUUAAUGUUCCUUCGCAUUGAGCUUGGUUUGUGUGUAUGGGUUGGUGCAUAAGAAACUGGUGUACGGAAUUUGUAGUGUGAGUUCUGUUUUUGUGUCGUUCGUUAUCUCUUUGGACUGCGAAAUACGGUAUCUAAUCCGGGAGGUAUUACGGAAAUUUCCCCUUCUGGCGACGGAAAUCGAAAAUCAUCACUCAGAAGCAGUUUCGAAAGGCUGCUUCGUCAAAAUGGAUACGUAUGUGAAAAAUUUGCUGAACGGUUGGAAUAUGCCGGAGCUCAUCAAGAUAUUUCAAGAGGAAGAAAUCGAUGAAGGCGCAUUCAGGUAUUUGAAAUACGACAUGAUUAAGGAGCUAAUCCCAAAGGUGGGCAAACGGGCCAAGUUCGUUCAAAAGUACGAGGAAUACAAAGAGAGCCUAACGGAUCGGCCUGCGUUUGGCGAGCUGCAGCUAGAUGAAAAGGACAAAAACGCAAACGCCUUGCAGAAGCCUUCCAACAUCAACUGGAGCCGAAUCGAGCGGGUUUGCGGUUCGGUACCGACCUACCUCAAAAAUCUGCUCAAAAUGUGCGGCUACGAGCAGGAGAGCAGUUUGCGAAACCUCAACGAUGACGAUUUCGUCGACAUGGAACGCUUCGCCCGCGAAGAACUGAUCCACUUGGUACCGCAGACGCAGUUCUACUUUCACAUAUUUUGCACCGAUCCGGCGCGGGAGUUUCGGCUAGUUCCUGGACAUCGCAAGCUUCUGCUGCAGAUGAGUGCCUAUCUGAACUACACAAAUGCGGCCAAUGAGCUGCAACGUGCCGAUCCGAUGGUGCAGGUGCACCACCGAUCCGAACGACCCGUACCUGUACAGGAGAGGAUGGAGCGCGCCGAGCGUCCCGCCGAACGACCGGUAGAGCGACCGGUGGAGCGGCCGGUUAAGCCGGAGCGAAUGACAGAUAUCAACCUGGUGCGGGAAAUACGUGAGCAACGCGCUCUGAUGCAGCAACUUCAACUGCAACAGCACCAGCAACAGCAAGAACUGGUUAUUCAUGCCUCGGAGAUGCUUCAAGAACACAUACCUGAUAUCAAGGUUGCUUCCACCAAAAAUCCUCCGUACGCCUUCGAACAAGCUACAGUCUAUCCUCCUCUCAGCGACGUAGCUCGGGUCAAGAAAAUCCAAAGCAUCAUCAUCAAACUGAUCGAAAUGUGGAGUGAUAAACACCCGGUCAAGCUCACCCUCACUGAGGACAUGAUCAACGUCACCUACGAACUGAACGGCUACAAUGCCUUCAUCAAGUGUCCCAUGUGCGCCGUACAAAUCAAAGUAUCCAAACUCCCGACCAAAAAGGGCGACCGUUUUGUGAUCUCAAACUUCUCGAAGCACGUCAUCAAAAUGCACUUCUCGCUGCAGCAGCAACAACAGCUCUCUCAAUCCCAGCAGCAACAAACGAACGACACCAGUCGGUCCAGCUUGGAAAACUCGACGUUCUUCAACGAGGAAAACUCCGACAGCAGUAAUUACCCGUACGAGGAGUUCACCAUCAAACGCGCGCGGCUCGAAGACGAUGAUGAUGAAGAACAUGAGAUUCCGGCCCAUAUGCUGCACCCCUAUGUGAGCAUCAAGGACGAGGUGAUAGAUCUGGAUGCGUAGUUUUGGCAGGCCCGAGAAUCCUUCUUCGAUAGCAACAAAUUGUACUCUGGUAUACUGAAAAAUAUUAAUAGCUAAUUGGUGUUUAACAUGAACAAGAGCUGAACUCAGUAGGAUUUAGUUACGAUAUACAAAAAGAACUAUUUAUGUAAUACUUUAAGUCCUGAAAAGACAGUAGACGAAUGUUCUGCCGCCCCGUUUAUUUCCCGAUAAAAAUUAACGAAUUCCUUCGUUAUUGAUUAAGUUUAGGUACGUCGCAGCAUAGAAUUCAAAAGACUUUAAACUGUAUGUUUUUUUUCUCGUCCGAGGAAAGUGAAGUUAAUUAACUAGUUUAAGGUUAUGCUGUGUAAAUAGGCUGAUAGGUUUAGCAUGAAUCCUGAUCAUUUGGCAAACAACAUUCACAAAUAGACAUUUAUGUACUUGAUUCCAUUUUAUCAUCUUCCAAAAACGUGAAUAAAUCAUGUGCACCUGUUUCAUGUAAUGAACGUAA